Messenger RNA from Oreochromis aureus, 984 nucleotides. It is a transcript of the gene eif4e2rs1, whose product is annotated as eukaryotic translation initiation factor 4E family member 2 related sequence 1. Gene Ontology annotation, molecular function: RNA 7-methylguanosine cap binding; translation initiation factor activity. The record is from RefSeq and is a predicted model, not a curated record. Lineage: Eukaryota; Metazoa; Chordata; Actinopteri; Cichliformes; Cichlidae. The transcript has 7 exons. Gene Ontology annotation, biological process: translational initiation. Gene Ontology annotation, cellular component: cytoplasm; eukaryotic translation initiation factor 4F complex. Bases 158 to 826 code for a protein of 222 amino acids.
UUCCGUCCAGUGUUCCGCCGUAAGCAUGCGCAUUGACAGAAGCCGUCACCGCAGUCCAGUGUGUUGAGUAGAAGCCGAGUAGGGACAAUAGAUUAAAAAUAGAAAAGUAAAGGUGAUAAAGGCGGAGAUAAGGAGCAGAACUAGAGACGGAGGAGACAUGGAUCAGUUGGAGCGUCCCCAAGAUGACAACGCACAGGAGACAGAUUGUCACGUUGACAAUGCCGAUGGAAACAACAACAACAACAACCGGCGCAAGACGGUGUGUCCAGGUGCAGGUGAGCACCCCCUGCAGUAUAACUACACCUUCUGGUACAGCAGGAGGACCCCGAGUCGUCCCGCCAGCUCUCUGAGCUACGAGCAGAACAUACGACAGAUCGGCACCGUGGCCUCGGUGGAGCAGUUCUGGAGGUUUUACAGUCAUCUGGUGAGGCCAGGUGACCUGAGUGGGCACAGCGACUUCCACCUGUUCAAGGAGGGCAUCAAACCCAUGUGGGAGGACGAGUCUAACCGCAGUGGGGGGAAGUGGAUCAUUCGGCUGCGUAAGGGUCUGGCGAGUCGGUUCUGGGAGAACAUCAUCCUGGCCAUGCUAGGGGAGCAGUUCAUGGUGGGAGAGGAGAUCUGUGGGGCUGUGGUCUCCAUACGCUUCCAGGAGGACAUCCUGUCGAUCUGGAACAGGACGUCCAACGACCAGACGACAACGUCCAGAAUCAGAGACACUUUGAGACGAGUCCUGAACCUUCCAGCUAACACCAUCAUGGAGUACAAGACCCACAACGACAGCCUCAGGGACAACUCGAGCUUCAGGAACACCAAGAUCUCUGUCUGAGGUCACCGGGGUCAGCCGAAUGGCUGUGGUGUUACUCUGCUUUCUCAUUGGCCAGAGGAUGGCCACAUGGACCAAUAAACUGACUGAACUGGACUGACGGUGUUAGUUUGUAUCUCUGAAGUUUCUGCUGGUGUAAAUAAAACUGAGUCUUCUUUAAA